AUGGCCAACCUAAAGGACAAAUCCGCCCUACCGGCAUACUACCCGGAAUUCUACACCUUCCCACCGUUCUACACCCGCCAGCCAAAUGCCGCUUCAUGGUCAUCCCAACUCUCCCAAUGGCGGUCCUUCAUCCUGGCCUACUGUCGAGCGCACAAACUAUGGCGUCUCAACCUCGCCGAUACAAUGGAAACUGACCUAUUCUACAAUAAAUCCAUAAACCGGAAACUACCCCUCCCCACAAUCCGCGAAGUCGUCGACGACCUUGUAAAGUCCUCUAACGCCGAGUGGCUCUCCUCCGAGAAAUCUAUUGCCUACAUCUACUGGCGUACCCCCGAAGACUUUGCAUCCCAGAUAUACUCAUGGAUCGAUGAAACUGGUCAGAAGGGGACAGUCCUAACCCUGCUUGAGUUAACGGAAGGCGACAAUACGACCCAACAGGAAUGGUACGGCAUGGAUCAGACGAUGCUGGUUAAAUGUUUGAAUGUGCUGGUCAAGAAGGGCCAGGCACAGGUGUUUAGCGUUGGAGAUGAUAAGGGUGUGAAGGUGUGGUAG
Orbilia oligospora ATCC 24927 is the source of this 552-nucleotide messenger RNA. RefSeq lists its product as uncharacterized. The record is from RefSeq and is a predicted model, not a curated record. Bases 1 to 552 code for a protein of 183 amino acids. The transcript has 2 exons. Lineage: Eukaryota; Fungi; Ascomycota; Orbiliomycetes; Orbiliales; Orbiliaceae. Gene Ontology annotation, molecular function: structural molecule activity; protein homodimerization activity. Gene Ontology annotation, cellular component: ESCRT II complex. Gene Ontology annotation, biological process: protein transport to vacuole involved in ubiquitin-dependent protein catabolic process via the multivesicular body sorting pathway.